Microplitis demolitor is the source of this 1224-nucleotide messenger RNA. RefSeq lists its product as uncharacterized. The coding region runs from base 1 to 1224 and encodes 407 amino acids. Gene Ontology annotation, cellular component: plasma membrane. Gene Ontology annotation, biological process: sensory perception of smell; detection of chemical stimulus involved in sensory perception of smell. The transcript is spliced from 5 exons. Gene Ontology annotation, molecular function: odorant binding; olfactory receptor activity. NCBI's taxonomy places the organism in Eukaryota, Metazoa, Arthropoda, Insecta, Hymenoptera, Braconidae. The record is from RefSeq and is a predicted model, not a curated record.
AUGACUUUGGUCGCUGACGCGUUGGAUAACGUGACAGAUUUAGCUAUUGUUGGCUGCGAUGGAUGUUUUUUUUUUGCUACAACAAUGAUUGUUUUUAAAGCAUACACAUUUAGUCUUUCUUAUGACGAAAUUUUAAGGAUCAUUGAUCAUGUCCACGAUCCAAUCCAUAUACUUUCAAGAACAUCUGAUUUUGGAAUAACAAUAAGUAUAAGAAACUGUAUAUUUCGAGAAAAAUUGGAAAUAUCAUUUUUCUGUGUGUCGUGUAGUUUGUUUGCGAUUCUAUUUUUGGUUCCACCAGAAAAAGGUGCGAUACCAAUACGAAGUGUUUAUCCAUUUGACACUGACAAAUCUCCUAAUCACCAACUUGUUCUGUUGCACCAGUCUUAUAUAAUUAUAUACUCACUUACUGUUUUGAUCGCAAUGGACGCGAUGUCUGUGGGAUUCAUUAGAUGGUCAACGAUACAAAUUCAAGUAUUAACGUCGAAUUACCAAAAUUGUAAUGUUCAUUCAAUAAGACGUGCAGUGUUAAUUUCUCCAUUAUUAACUACCGAAUCAGUAAAGAUAGAAAAUAAAUUCAAUAACAUUAAAAAAUAUGAUGAAGACACAGAAAUAUGUGAAUUUUUGCCAUUUUAUUAUAACGAAAUAGAGAACAUUGUUGAAGAUUCAUUUUUCGCGCGAUUCAAAACGUGCAUAAUAAAUCAUCAGAGAAUUAUUGGAAUGAUUAAUGGACUUAAUGAAAUAUUUAGCUCAUCAAUGUUGGUUCAAUUUGCAACAAGUACUACUAUUAUUUGCCUUAGUGGAUUCCAAUUGGUUGUGAAUACAAAUGACACAUCGAUGUUCAUCAAAUUUUCAUCAUAUUGGAUAUCAUGUUUUUCCCAGUUACUUUUCUGGUGCUAUUACGGCAAUCAGUUCACUUCCUUGGUGAGUAAUUUUACUGCAAAUACUUUGACGUACAACCAGUGGAUGUCCGGAUGGGAGUAUGUAUUUGAAAAAAAUAAAAAUAUUGAAUUGAGAAAUCUUGUCACUAUUUCGAUGAUACCUUCACUACGACCAUUAGAAUUCAAAGCUGUUGGACUUUUUGUUUUAUCAAUGCCAACGUUUCUUGUCGUUGUUCAAAGCGAAGAAAGAAACUCUGAAUAUAUGCUACAAAAUGUAUUUUUAAAGCACUUGCGUGUAUUCUACUUUUCACCCUCGAGCGUUUACGCGGUGAAAAUAAAAAAUUAA